UGGAAAAGGGCAACUUUUUUCUGUGGAACUGUCGCUCCAAAUGCAGUUGUUAUUCCCAAAGCUUGCAUUCCUUGUGGCUAACAUUGAGAAGGGAUUUCUUUUGUUUUCUUUUGUCGAUUUUUUUCCCCAUUCAAGCCAUUGCCGAAUGCGUGAGUGGCAUGUUAUAUGCUGGACAACAGCUUGAACAGGGGGAUCACCAAGUCAUUUAUUGUUGGAAAACAAUCAGAGAGAACACUCGAAGAAAUCGUGACCUUGGCUGGCACUUGAGCGAUAUGUACAGUGCCAGUAUGUACACAAUAUAGAAACAAGUGCUUUUACAUAGUACAAUGAACUGAACUAUUCACCCAGCACUUGAGCUGUCUAUAAAAACUGCUGCAUCGCAACUCGACCAGAUCCAGUUGCCAGCGGCUUGUGCCAUUAUCCAUAAUGCGAUUUGCAGCUCUGCUACUGGUCUUGGCCGUGUGCCUUUGCCUGGCCUCAAAUGCGCUUGGCCAAUGCAUAGACACAUAUAAGCCUGGCUGCAAGUUGCCCGUGGAGGUGGGUCGUCCACAACGUAAUUGCAUUGAUCCCACCAAAUAUUGGAUGUGCUCGGCUCUCAAUGGCGAGGCCGAGCUUUUCAAGUGCCAGCCAAAUACGGGCUUCAGUCAGGAUAGAAACGCAUGCAUAUCAUGGAUAGAUUGGGUGUGGAAACCCUGUAUAGAGCCACCAAGUCGUCCAACAGGUUGGCAAUCUUGUUAACAGCACUGAAUGCGUUCAUUUUAAGAUUCCAAAUGCUUAUUGAUGAAAACAGAAUGCCUUUUCGAUUACCAGUAUGAGCAAAAUAAAAUAAAUAUCAAAUUUUUCAUAAAAUUG
This is a messenger RNA of Drosophila virilis, 852 nucleotides long. RefSeq lists its product as uncharacterized. The record is from RefSeq and is a predicted model, not a curated record. Gene Ontology annotation, molecular function: chitin binding. Gene Ontology annotation, cellular component: extracellular region. Lineage: Eukaryota; Metazoa; Arthropoda; Insecta; Diptera; Drosophilidae.